AUGCCUUCCCCAGACAUCCCCAACAAAGCAGCCGAAGGCAUCUCCUACUACACCCCAGCCCAAGACCCGCCCGCAGGAACCGCCGCAAUCCCCCAAUCCGACGGCACAAACCCCCCAAAAUUGUUCCAACCCUUCCAAGUCCGCGGCGUCACAUUCCACAACCGAAUCGGCCUCUCCCCGCUAUGCCAGUACAGCGCCGAUGAUGGCCAUAUGACAGACUGGCACAUGGCACACCUAGGCGGAAUCGCACAGCGCGGCCCAGGCUUCCUAAUGGCAGAAGCAACCUCCGUUCAAGCCAACGGCCGCAUCACACCGCAGGACUCGGGACUGUGGAAAGACUCGCAGAUCGAGCCGCUCCGCCGCGUGGUUGAGUUCGUGCAUAGCCAGAGUCAGGUCAUCGGCGUACAGCUUGCGCAUGCUGGCCGGAAGGCUAGUACUGUGGCGCCUUGGCUUAGUAAGGCUGAUACUGCUACGGCUAAGGUUGGUGGAUGGCCGGAUAAUGUGAAGAGUCCGGGGAAUGUGGCUUUCCAUGCGAAUUUCCCCACGCCGACGGCUUUGACGUUGGAGGAGAUUGAGACUUUCAAAAAGGAUUGGGUUGCUGCUGUUAAGAGGGCGCUUAAGGCUGGUGUUGAUCUUGUCGAGAUCCAUAAUGCUCAUGGUUACUUGCUUAUGAGUUUCUUGUCGCCUGCUACCAAUACCCGGACUGAUCAGUAUGGCGGGAGCUUUGAGAAUCGGAUUCGGCUUUCGUUGGAGAUUGCGAAGUUGACUCGUGAGACUGUUCCUGAGGGUAUGCCUGUCUUCUUGCGUGUCUCUGCUACGGAUUGGUUGGAGGAGUCCAUGCCUGAUCAGCCGUCGUGGCGUGUGGAGGAUACGGUCCGGUUUGCGAAGGCGCUGGCUGAUGCUGGGACUGUUGAUGUGUUGGAUAUCAGUAGUGGUGGAAACCAUGAGCAGCAGCAUAUCCAUGCCAAGCCUGCUUUCCAGGCGCCGUUUGCUGUUGAGGUCAAGAAGGCUGUUGGGGAUAAGAUCAUGGUUGGCUCAGUCGGCAUGAUUGGUUCUGCAUCUUUGGCCAACUCCCUGCUGGAGAAGGAUGGACUGGACUUUGUGCUUGUCGGUCGUGGAUUCCAGAAGAAUCCCGGUCUUGUCUGGGCUUGGGCUGAGGAGCUUGAGGUUGAUAUUUCCAUGGCUAAUCAGAUUAGAUGGGGCUUUGCCAGUCGUGGCACUGGUGGUGGCCCUUACUUGCAUAACAAGAAGCAGAAGCUUUAG
Messenger RNA from Penicillium antarcticum, 1263 nucleotides. RefSeq names its product NADH:flavin oxidoreductase/NADH oxidase. Lineage: Eukaryota; Fungi; Ascomycota; Eurotiomycetes; Eurotiales; Aspergillaceae. Bases 1 to 1263 code for a protein of 420 amino acids. Gene Ontology annotation, molecular function: FMN binding; NADP binding; NADPH dehydrogenase activity. The transcript has a single exon. Gene Ontology annotation, cellular component: intracellular anatomical structure. The record is from RefSeq and is a predicted model, not a curated record.